UACUAUUCUGCCUUUUGACUCCCUGACAACUCCACCAAGUCCAGUUUUAAGUUUCGGAACAGUUUGAAUUUCCAGAAUUUGUCGGUAAUUAUAUAUAUAACAGGAGAAAGUACCGGACUAAUUGCAAAUUUGACAUUGAUACAAAAGGGAAAGUACAGCUUAAAGAUGUUGUUUAGCUGACAACAACUUUACGAGAAUUUGUGAACUAGUUAAGUUCUUUCUUGUUCUACAUAUUUGAACUUAAAAUUAAAAUAAUUUGGACUGGAUAUUCUGAUAAGAGAAGGAAUAUCGGACAAAAAGGAUAAUACCAUGGUAAAAGCUGGACUUUUUGCCGUCCUGUGUUUUGUUAUAACAGUGUCCGCGCAAGAAUCAGAACCAUGCGAAUUUGGAAAAGUUCCGAUUUGUAUAGCCAAUUUUACUUUGACCGUCAAUGAGGCGACUGGUGCUGGAAUAAUAGAUUCCAUCUUAGGAAAUGACUACAUAGAUAUAUGCAGUGAAAGGGCGAACGUUGUGCAGUGCGUUAUUCGACACACGGUGGGAUGCAUGGAGGAUAUGAAAGAGCAGGCUCUUGAUUCUCUUGCAGCUGCCCUCUCCUUACUUGAAGAUACAUGCUCUGAACACACUAUAAAUGACCUACUGUGUAAAAAUGUGCAGUGUGAAAAUGGAGGAAUGUGCAUCCUAGAAGAGUAUACUAUAAAUGGAGAUGAUACAUUCCUAAGGCAGUAUUUAUAUUAUAAAAACAAGGGUAUAAAAUGCCAGUGUCCACUAGGCUUCAAAGGAAACUUUUGUGAAAAAGAAGAUGUAACAGUAGUAGCAACUACAUCUACAAGUGCGCGUGGAUCGAGUUGCAUGUCCAAUCCAUGCUAUGGAGGUGCCACGUGCGUUGAUCUACCUGGUGAUGAAAGUACAAGUGGUGCAGAAUCUGGAGAAGGUGAAAGUAUUUCUGGGAGUGGAACCACAUCCGGGUCUGUAAGUGGAUCAGGAAGUGGUGACAACUCUGGAAAUGGAUCAGGGUUUAAUUCAGGAUCGGGAUCAAGC
This is a messenger RNA of Owenia fusiformis, 1038 nucleotides long. The record is from the annotation of a GenBank genome assembly. NCBI's taxonomy places the organism in Eukaryota, Metazoa, Annelida, Polychaeta, Sabellida, Oweniidae.